AAUGAUGAAAGUUUAAUUUGUUCUAUUUAACAUUGUGUCUCUUUCACCUACAGAAAACCGUGACAUCUAUUUAACAUUGUGCCGGGGGCGGACUUAGUGAUUUGGGGGCCCGUUUCAAAAUACCGCUGACCUGUCCUACCCCGAGAAAAGGACAAUAAAUACUGAAGAAUUGUUUGAAAAUAAUUGUUCAUACUCCUAUUAGGAAGUACGUCACAGUUGAGAUGAGAGAUAUGCUACAUGUAUUUCAUCACUUUAGUUUGUCAGACCACACUAUGUGUGUGACAGUUUCUGCUGUAGACAGUCUACGUUACCGUCUAAGGUGAUCAGUGGUGUGUGAGUUCUCACAUGGCUUGUCCUGAGAACAUGCUUUUUCUCAUUGGCCUCUUUAUGUCAGGUGUUUUGGCCUGUUUUGGUCAACGACAUUUGAUCGCCACAAUGCCAGAUAGACUGGAUGUACUGACGGGCUCCUGUGUGCAAAUCCCAUGUUCAUUUGAUAUUUCUCACCAAAAUAAGUAUACAUUUAACAGCACAAUACUAACCUCUGGAGUGUGGAUUAAAGGAAACCCAUACUUUGGUGAGCGCCCGGACAAUGUGAUAUUUAACAGUAGUGAGAUGGUCAACAGAUAUCAAGGGGAGAUAACUGGAAACAUGUCCCAGAAGAACUGCACCACAGUCUUCUUCAUUGUAACCAACAGUUACACUAAUAUAUACUUCUUCAGGAUUGAGAGUCAACCAUUCCGUGCAACAGACACUGAAAAGUCUGUUCAUAUAGUUGUCAGUGAUUUCCCUUCCAGUCCCAUUCUUACUGUCUUAGGUGAGGUAAAGGAAGGGACCCCUGUCAGUUUGAACUGCUCAGCUGUUGCUCCCUGUCCCGAACAACCCCCUGAGCUGACAUGGACUCUCCCAACACAGUUCACAACUGAGAACCAACUGCAGGAGAAUCCAGACCGAACCAAAUCAGUUCUCUCCACGGUGACCUUCACUCCGUCAUACCUUCAUCAUGAGAAGAACAUCACUUGUACUGCAGUCUACCCAGUAGGGACAAGCAACAAGAGAGCUGAACAUAACAUGAUGCUUAACGUUUCAUUCUCUCCUAAGGACAUCUCGGCCUCCAUCAGUCCAGAUGAUCCAGUAUCAGUGGGCAGCUGUGUUAAUCUGACCUGCAGCAGUACAGCCAACCCUCCUGUGACAAACUUCACCUGGUUCAAGAUCAGUGAGGGUGAAACAACACAGGUAGCAUCUGGACAGAGUUACACCCUCAAUGUUACUGUUGGUGAUGGAGGACUGUACUACUGUGAAGCAAGAAAUAGUCACGGCUGUGGGAAGUCGAAGGAAGUGCAGCUGGUGAUAAAAGGGCAAGAAGAUUCAAAAACCUCAGGGGUUGGUUUCUGGUUUCUGGUUUCUGGGGUUGCAGCAGGAACUCUGGGGGUCAUUUUGCUUAUCAGCCUGAUCAGUCUUUUUGUAUGGAGGAGAAACUCGAGGCUCCACGAUGGACUUGAAAGGACAGACAAUCCACAGGGACAGGUGAACUCCCCGGUUGGGACAGUGUGUACUAACCAGGCCACAGCCGGAGAGGAACCAGAGGAACCUGCAGAAGACCAGCCUGAAGAGAUCCACUACGGUGACAUAGACUUCUCCAAACUACAGACCAAAGAGACCCCAGCUGCAGCCCAGGACAGGGUCCAGGGACAGGAGAGUGAGUACGCUGAAGUCAACGUGACUGGGAGAGGGGCUCAGGAACCACCUCUUAACAACCUAGAUGGGCUUUAUGCACAAGUGAAUAAAACAGGUGGAUGUUAAUUAUUUUUCCAAUGGUUAUUAAGUGUUUUUAUGUACACUAUUGUCAUUGUGUAUCUGUUUUCUAUUGGUACUUUUGUUACAUUUAUAAUUGUGUGCUCUUUGAUUAUCUGCAUAUUUGUAGAAUUUGCUGGGAUGAAAAGUGUUUAACUGUUACUAUAGUGUUGAUACGAUGAUGUAGGAUACUCUUUAUUUUGGACCAUUUAUUUUGAGUGUUGAGUUCACAGAGCAUCUGUUUAAUGGGUUCCAGUAUAGAGGAACUGCUGAGUUCAACUAGCUCACUGAAGGCAGUUUAAGACCAUAUAAAGUCAAUGAUGACUGAGGAGAGACGACACAGUUAGUUGGAGAGACAGUGGUCUGAUACAAGACAGGAAGUUGGUGCAGGAAGUCUGCAUGAUGGCAGAAUGGUGUUAACAUCUACUAGUUACUGUUUAUCUUCAUCUUUUGUGCAGUAACCAGAAUAACAAUAUCAUCUAUUUUCAGUUUAUAUCUAUUUAGAAGUUAUCGCGUCAGCUUUUAUGUUGAGUGUUAAAUUGAAGAAACAAAUGAGACUGAAUUUGUUAAGGUUGUUUAUGCCCUGCAAUAAACCUUUACAUUCAGUUUCCAUGAAAUCUUUUGGUCUUAUUGGUCCAACAUUUAACAUCUCAUUAAAAUGGAUUAAAUUGAGAUUUUGUUUCACUGUUCUACACACAAUGUGGAAUUAUGUUUUUAGACAUAAAAAUGAAGAGCUGAAAGU
Oncorhynchus masou masou (cherry salmon) is the source of this 2533-nucleotide messenger RNA. Its product is annotated as B-cell receptor CD22-like. The coding region runs from base 346 to 1800 and encodes 484 amino acids. The record is from RefSeq and is a predicted model, not a curated record. The transcript is spliced from 8 exons. NCBI's taxonomy places the organism in Eukaryota, Metazoa, Chordata, Actinopteri, Salmoniformes, Salmonidae.